This is a messenger RNA of Crotalus tigris (Tiger rattlesnake), 4826 nucleotides long. It is a transcript of the gene EML3, whose product is annotated as EMAP like 3. The record is from RefSeq and is a predicted model, not a curated record. Gene Ontology annotation, molecular function: microtubule binding. The coding region runs from base 337 to 3381 and encodes 1014 amino acids. Gene Ontology annotation, cellular component: mitotic spindle. Gene Ontology annotation, biological process: microtubule cytoskeleton organization. The transcript is spliced from 24 exons. NCBI's taxonomy places the organism in Eukaryota, Metazoa, Chordata, Lepidosauria, Squamata, Viperidae.
AGGAAGGAAAAGGGGAGAAGGGAAGGAAAGAAGGAAUAGACGGAAGGGAAGGAAGGAAAAGGGGAGGAAAGAAGGAAACAGACGGAAGGGACCUACAUCCCCCGGCGUCCAGAGCUAGGGCUCCACGAUUCCGCCUCCUCCGCUGCUGCCACCGCCGCCGCUGCGGCUUCUCCUGCCCGCCCGGGAGGGGAGGGCCACCCGCCCACUGGCUUCCUGGGGGAGGCGGGCGCGGCUUCCUCCUCCUCCUCGCGGGCUCCCGUCCAUCCUCCCCUGCCGGGCCAGCUGGCAGCAGCGCGGACGCGGGAGAGCGCGGACCAGCCGGGCUGCGCAGCCCCCAUGGACGGUGAGGACCUCUUGAACUGCAACAGUGCCUUCUCUCACCCGGAUUGGCUGGUGGACAUCGAUUCCCGCCUUCGGAGCCAGGAGGAAGAGCUGACCCUGGUGAAGUCGGCCUUAGCCGAUGCCCUACGGAGACUCAAUGCUUACGAUCAGCAGAUCCCGUGGCUCAAGCAGCAGCUGCUGGAAGCAGAUGCUAAAGAGGCCGCCUUGCUUCCCAGAGGCAAUAAUGCCAAAUGGAUCCUGCCUCCUCUCGCCUCCAGAAAUUCCAGUUCGAGCCUUGCCCCCAAAUUCGGAAGCCGCGGAGAAGGGGCAUUCGAAGCGGAGAAGAUCCAUGGGUCAAGGAUCAGCGUCGGGACGCAAACCGAGGCGCUUCCAACGCCGGGGAGGGAUGCAGAAAAGUCUCUAAGCAAUGGGGGUCUUCAACAGGCAGAGGAGAGCUCAGCUACGAGGGGAAAGUCCUUGCAGGACUCUUCCAACGUUGGCGAGAUGGACUUUGCUAAAGGUCCCAGCGGUGGUAGUGGUGGUGGUGGUGACCCCAUUAAAGUAGCCACGAACUCCCUUGGGCCGCCAACCGAGAGAGAAAACGUGGCUGCCGAGCUACAGACGGUUCAGGAGGACCCUGAAGCUCACAGCUCCAACCCAGAUCCUACCAGCAGGUGCCUCCAGGAAGCUCAAGACGUUGGAGAACCUCCACCAGAUGCCACCAGAGAUGAACCUCCAAGCCCAGGGCAGUCCCGGCUUGGGGGUCAGCCUCUGGGACCAGGAUCGGCCUCCCCAGAGCCCUCCUCGGAAGGGAGCAGCAGCAGCAGCACCCCAGCCUCCCCGGUGCCCACCCUUCAGAAUGUGAUGGCCACCAAAAAGGAGUUGCUGCGAAGGAACAGCUCCUCCGACAAGCUGGCCCGGACCAAACAGCCCCUCCCAAAGAAAGCUGCUUCCAGUGCCAACCUUUUUAACCGUUCCAGCAGCCUUGAAAACCGAUCGAAGGAUCCCACUUUAAGUCCAGGACCGACAAGCUCUCGGCGUUUGAAUUAUAAUCUGGAGGGACUCUCCAUCAAAAUGUUUCUACGCGGACGGCCCAUCACCAUGUACAUCCCUUCCGACUUCCAUAACUAUGAGGAUCUGCGCAUGGAGCUCCCAACACAGAAGCUGCAGCUGGACUGGGUCUACGGCUACCGGGGACGUGACUGCCGUUCCAAUCUCUACGUCUUAACAUCCGGGGAGCUGGUCUACUUCAUUGCCUGCGUGGUGGUGCUUUACCACGUCCAGCGGCGCACGCAGCGCCACUACCUUCGCCACACCGACUGUGUGCGCUGUCUUGCAGUACAUCCUGACGGAGUCCGUGUGGCCUCGGGGCAGAUGGCUGGCGUGGACAAGGACGGCAAGCCGCUGCAGCCCUUUGUUCACAUCUGGGACUCCGUCACGCUGCUGACCUUGCAGCAAAUCGGUCUGGGCAGCUUUGAGAGGGGCGUCGGUUCUCUGGCUUUCUCCACGGCGGACGAGGGCGCCUACCUGUGCGUGAUCGACGAAUCCAACGAACACAUGCUCUCCGUGUGGGACUGCCUCCGUGGCACCAAACAAGCUGAAAUCAAGAGCACCAACGAAUCGGUCCUGAUGGUGGAGUUUAAUCCCCAAGACAGUAGCAACAUAAUCACAGCUGGAAAGUCGCACGUCUAUUUCUGGACCUGGGUGGGAAGCAGCUUAACCAAGAAACAGGGGAUCUUUGGGAAAUACAAGAAGCCCAAGUUUAUCCAGUGCUUCGUGUUUGACACCAACGGGGAUGUCCUCACGGGGGAUUCCGAAGGCAACAUCCUCACGUGGGCGAGGGCAGUGGCCGACAUUCGCACUCUGGGCAAGGGGGCAAAAGAGACCUAUCAGAUCAGCAAGCAGACCCACGCGCACGAAGGGAGCAUCUUUUGCCUCUGCCUGUGCCGCGACGGUUCGGUCUUGAGCGGGGGCGGCAAGGACCGUCGUUUGCUUCAGUGGAGCCCCCUCCUCACUGUCCUCCAGGAGGUGGAGAUACCGGAGCAAUUUGGCGCUGUGCGCACCAUCGCAGAGGGCGAGAGCGGGGAGCUUUUGGUGGGGACCACGCGCAACGCCCUCCUACGGGGCAGUUUGGCCGAAGGCUUCAAACCCAUCAUCCAGGGCCACACGGACGAACUCUGGGGUCUGGGGACUCACCCCUCACGGGACCUUUUUGUCACUUGCGGCUACGACAAGCAACUCUGCCUGUGGGACGGCAGUGAACAUAUGAUGGCUUGGAGUCUCACCUUAGAGGAAACAGGACUCUGCGCCGAUUUCCACCCGAGUGGGAAAGUGGUGACUGUGGGACUCAGCACUGGACGAUGGCAGGUGCUGGAGACGGAGACGCGACAGGUUUUGUCCAGCUACACAGAUGGAAACGAACAGCUCUCUGUAGUACGUUAUUCCCCAGAUGGAGAGUUCUUGGCCAUCGGUUCCCAUGACAACUUCAUCUAUAUAUAUAGUGUGGAAGAGAAAGGGCAUAAAUAUACUCGUUUUGGCCGCUGCACGGGGCAUUCCAGCUUCAUUACACAUCUGGAUUGGUCCAAAGAUGGGAAAUUCAUCAUGUCUAAUUCUGGGGAUUAUGAAAUCUUGUAUUGGGAGGUAGCCAGAGGUUGCAAGCUAGUACGGAAUCGGUUUGACAACAGGGACCGGGAAUGGGCCUCCUACACCUGCGUGCUGGGUUUCCACGUUUUCGGGGUUUGGCCCGACGGCUCGGAUGGCACGGAUAUCAACGCCCUGUGCCGUUCGCACAACGAGCGGGUGGUGGCUGUGGCGGACGAUUUUUGCAAAGUCCAUCUCUUCCAGUACCCUUGUGCCAAGCCCAAGGCUCCCAGCCACGUCUACACCGGCCACGGCAGCCACGUUACCAACGUCCGUUUCACCCACGACGACGGCCACCUCAUCUCCAUGGGGGGCAAGGACACCAGCAUCUUCCAAUGGCGGAUGUUGGGGGGCGCUACUCCCCCGGCCAGCCGAUCCCUCUCCUCCCUUUCCUCGCACGAAGCAGGAUCCGGCACCUGAAGCUGCCGAAAUCCGGAUGGAUCAACCUUAAGGAUGGCGACCGAGUUCUCAGGUGUGGGGAGUUGCUCGGAGACAUCUCCUGCCUCGGCGUAUGGACCGGUUGGCUUCCCUUCCGCCCUGCCUAACUGGAGAGUUUUCGUUUGCUAACCGUCGCCGCCGUUUGCUUAUUAACACAAGGUGAAGGGCAGUCGCGAUGCGCAGCUGGGUGACGCCCGCGGCCAUGGCAAAUCAAACGUGGUGCGUCACCUUCUCCUGUCCCUGGGCCGGGUGGACGGAGAAGCUGCCAAACACGGCAGGCAGGUAGAAAGGGAAAAUUGGGCCUCUGGGAUUUCCUCGGCUUUCGCUCUGUACAUGCCUCUGGAUCUUCAAAGCCUAGAGAAGAUGGGGAAUUGGGAUCCUCCAUCGCCGUUCCCUGUUUAAGUAGUGCUCAGCUUGCCACCACCUUUGGGAUCAGAAUUCCCGCUGCCAGGCUAAGGUGCUUGCUAAUUGGACGGCCUGUCUUUGACACGGUCGUUAACUGUCGCUGCGGUUGUUCGUCAUUAAGUGGAUCUGACUUCUCCCAUGGUUCUUCAGCAGUGGCGCCUGGUUUUAUGACCGUUUUGGCCACGGGGGAGGGGGGGAUUAGACAGGUUGUUAAAUGAAUCAGGCAGUCCUUAAGCAAAUCCAGCUCCUUUCCUCCCAUUGACUUUGCCUGUUGGAAGCCGGUUGGGAAGAUCACCAAUAGUGAUCACAUGAUCCUGGGACACUGCAACCAUGUGCCUGAAUCUUGAUCACGUGACCACUAGGGACGCUGCAGCGGUCAUAAGUGCGAAAAACGGUCAUAAGUCACUUUUUUCAAUGGCAUCGUAACUCCAAACGGUCGCUAAACGAACAGAAUUUUUGUAAGUCGUGCACUACCUUUAUAGCAGUGCUUCCCAAACUUGCACAAAUUGCCUACACUAGGUAAAUGUGGGGUUUUUUGGGGUAGCAACAACACACAAACUUGUUAAUGCUUUUGCAGAAGGAACAAUGAAACUCGUGUUCGUGCAAAAUGGUGUUUUUUGAAGAAAAGGGACCGUUUGGGGUCCUUUUGGUUAAUAAAUUCAGAGUGAAUCUCCUGCGAGGAGGCGGCAGUCGUGAUCUGUGGGCCUCACAGAAAUUUAAUUCAAUAAAUAAAAUUAAAUAUCUAUGCCCUGACAUCUGUUGAAGUAGGAUUUUUUUUCUCCAUUCCGGCCUUCAUAAAAGUGCACAAAAUGAAAACGUUCGCUAAAGCCCGAAAAGGUGGAUUUUAGAAGGAAAAAGGUUGGGGAAGCACUGUUGUAUAGAUUUUUUAAAAAAACCCACUUCUUUGAUUUUGUUUUUACUUUCAUUUUGGACCUGGUUGGGUCCAACAUGUAAAUAGGCAUACAAAAAAGGAAGGUUUUCAUGUUUGGAAAGAGAAAAUAAAUGUUUGCAUCUCAAAUCUU